Momordica charantia (bitter melon) is the source of this 1444-nucleotide messenger RNA. RefSeq names its product B-cell receptor-associated protein 31-like protein. The record is from RefSeq and is a predicted model, not a curated record. Gene Ontology annotation, biological process: endoplasmic reticulum to Golgi vesicle-mediated transport; intracellular protein transport. NCBI's taxonomy places the organism in Eukaryota, Viridiplantae, Streptophyta, Magnoliopsida, Cucurbitales, Cucurbitaceae. Gene Ontology annotation, cellular component: endoplasmic reticulum; endoplasmic reticulum membrane.
UUAAACUAAUGCUUAUUUGAUCGAUUUGUGUUUCCUUUUCUCUUCUUCUGCCCAAUCCCGAUUGACAUUUCUGCUGUUUGCUUCUUUUUCACUUUUUUCAUCUGGGCAAAAAAGCUAAUGCCCACUUAUUUCUUUGAACAAAACUCCAAAAGUUAACUCAUGGGCUUCCUUCAGGAGGGGCUUUCCUCUUCUCAUUUGGGCUAAAUUUGCAGAUCUGUGGCCUUUCUUUCAUUCCUCGUUUACUGGGAGUAGUAAGCUUGCUUACAACUUCAUUCAUUUCUCUCUUGUUCUUCCUCCUCCCUCUGCCUGAAGGGAAGACGAAGCUCGUUCAGGUAGCAUUAGAUGGGAAAAAUCGCUAAUGGGUUUCGAAGGAAACUUCUCUUUCUCUAGAAGAUUGCCACUCUGUGUUCAUCUAAAUGGGAAAAUGAAACUGGGUUUUGAAUUUGAUUUCAUUUUCUCUCCAUAAGAUUGAACACCCUUUGAGGGAUUUAGGGUUUUUGAAGUUUUUUUUAACAGUAAGAUAGAAAGUUUGGUGGAUCUUUGAUUUGCCAGAGGCAAAGAUGAUUCAGUUGUUGUUCUUGGUUAUUUUUGCUGAGGGAGUCGUGGUGUUCCUCUUGCUGGUCAAGAUUGGGCUCCUGAGAGAGUUUGUCAUAAAGAAUCUGGAUCAGCUGAAGAUGGGCAAAGGCCCAGCAACUGUAAAAACAAUUGCUGCUACCAUGUCUGUCAUUCUCUUGUCCAGUCUUAUGAACAUUGUUAAGAUCCAGAACAAAGGUGCAAAGCUUGGGACAAUGUCGCCCAUGGAUCAGGUUCUGUGGAGGACGCAAUUGCUUGAGGCUUCACUCAUUGGUUUUACAUUAUUCCUGGGUUUCAUAAUCGAUCGCAUGCACGAUUAUUUUCAAAAGCUUAUUGGAUUAAGAGAGAGCAUCGAAACUUCAAAAGAGGAAGUAGAAAAACUGCAAAAAGAGAAGAUAAAGCUAUCAGAAAAGGAAGAGAAAUCUUCCAAGCAAAUAAAGGAGCUGCGAGAAGAAUUGUCAACUUUAUCAGAAAACUUGAAGAAACUGAAGCAGGAAUGUGAAGAAAAAGAUAAAAGGAUUGAAACUGCUGAUGCACAUGUUAGUUCCCUCCAAAAACAAGCUGCCGAUCUACUUCUCGAAUACGAUCGUCUUUUAGAAGACAACCAAAAUCUUCAAAAUCAAACAUUAGGAGGAUAUAGAAAGUGAGAAAUAAUUUUAUUUGCAGGAUAUUUUGUCACUUGAAUGGGAUAGAAAAGGGGCUGUUGGCUCAAAGAUGAUGCUUGUUUCAUAGGUUGGAGAGAGAGAAAUGGAGACUGUGGGAUUCCAUUGAUUAAUGUUGUUCAAAGGUUUUGUGAUUCUCAUGAUUCUGGAAACCUCAAUUUGCCAUUUUUUCAGUGUGUUUUUAAAUGAAAAUGCCAACUUCUGAUCCA